AUGAGUCCCCGAGUGAAUCGUUGCUUGAGCUGCAAAAAGCUCAAAAUAAAAUGUAACGAAGGAAGACCAUCAUGUGAAUAUUGCAGUUCCACGGGUAGGAAGUGUGUAUACAUUGCGAAGUCCAAUCAUAGUCCCAAGAGCAUCAAAUCUAGUAAGUAUUUAGCCAAGGACAAGUUCCCAGACUGGGCAAUCGAUGUAGCGCUAAAGGUUCGAAACGAAGUUUCUGUAGCACAAGAUAUUACCCUAGCUAAGAAUAGAGCAGAUGAGGCAUGGCUGACACAGUUCUCGAUUGACGUAGAUAAUAGAGACGAGCCACCUUCGUAUAAGAAACAAAAAAUAAGAUCCCCAAGGGAAGUGGAACCUUCGAUGAGCAAAUUGCCGAUAAUAAAGUACUAUCCUCCACCGUCCAAACUAUUCACUACAUCAUCUCAGCUUCGAUUAAGUGCAUUUGAGAUGAGAUUGUUGCAUUUUUUUCAACACUAUUGCAUUCCAUUGUUCCGAAGGAAUGCGGACGAAAAGCUAAGUAGCGUAUGGAACAAUGAAAUCCCUAUGCUAUGGAGUAGAUCAAAGCUUUUCCGAAUGUCAGUAUACCUGUAUAGCGCAAUGAAUCUCUGGCCUUUGUGUGAUGUGCAAUCGUUGGUAGAUUCUUCAUUAAUUGACGAAGAUAGGCUCUUUCUCGAAAUUUCCAAACACAAUAACAACCAAUAUGGUGUAAUUAUCGAUCCAGAGGCUACACCAAAAGGUGGAAAUCUUUAUAUCAACACCAUUGAAUACUUUGCCACUUCAUUACGGUUGAAUAUCGAGUCAAUUUCGAAAAUUACAGCGAAGGGAGAUGGUGAAGUACCAGCAGUCAAAUCUGCAGAAGUCUUAGUUUCAGGAAUAUUGAUAUACUCAUUUUUGGGAAUGCAUCCCCAUAGAGUAGCACCAUUAGUAUCGUUUGAUGAGGAAUCUACUGAUCUAUUACGAAUAUGUGACGGUCUAAGAGUAGCCUAUAUCAGUAACAUCCAUGCUUUAUUAAAGUCUCCGUAUAGUGGAAUAUUCCGCUCAGACGAAUGUAUGGAGCCUACCAGUGCCCUAAAUUACCCCAUAAUCGAAAACUUGCGAUUUCGAUUGAAGGAUGAGGUAGAUUCUGAACACUACGAGACGUUUAAAUCUUCAAUUGAUUUACUUGAAAUAUGCAUGUACCGAGCAGUGACAUUGAAGUAUGCCGUGCCUUUAUUCCGUUGGAUUUUAAUGCAGGAUGUUUUACAUGAGAUAGUUAGAUCGAAGAAUGAGUUUGGCUUGAAAAUCCUAUUUUCAUUUGCUAGUCUAUGUAAUGUCUGUCGCUUCCACUUGUUCUCCAAGGCAAACAUGUGGUUAGAUUUCAUGGAAUGGUAUAGAGAUUUCAAUUACGAAAAGUAUGGGAAUGGGGUUUGGAAAAAUAUGGAUGACUUUUUGCUCUACAGAAUGGUUGUUGAGCACAGAAUGGGAGUGGUCUCAGCUGAAGAUCUUGGGACUUUGGACCCAUAUGUUUCAGUGUAA
This is a messenger RNA of Dujonia railenensis, 1521 nucleotides long. The record is from the annotation of a GenBank genome assembly. NCBI's taxonomy places the organism in Eukaryota, Fungi, Ascomycota, Pichiomycetes, Serinales, Debaryomycetaceae.